GCCCUCGCCCAGCACGCACACGAAAGGCGGUAGACGGCAGACCCGUCAUAGGGGCCGCCGCCGCCAUGAUCGCCGGGCACCGAGCACAGGAAUAAAAAGUUGAAGGCGCAGUGGGGAGUGACAACGACAACCACCUGGAGUGGCCAAUACUGACGUGAAAAUGGCUACGAAACCAAAGGAAAUCUCGCUGAAGACGAUCAAGGACGCAAUUCCGGCGAAAUGCUUUCAGCCAUCGGUCACCAGGACCUGCGCGCACAUCGCUCUUGAUUUGACCCUCGCGAGCGGCCUCGUUCUGGGUGUCUUCGCCAUCACAGCACGAGUAGAAGAUUGGUGGCUGCGCUCUCUCGUAUGGGCGGGAUAUGGCUAUCUUCAAGGGCUCAUGUUCACAGGCAUCUGGAUUCUGGCGCAUGAAUGCGGACAUGGCGCUUUGUUCACUUCAAAUUGGGCCAACGACUCCGUAGGCUUCGUACUGCACACUGUCCUCGGCGUUCCGUACUUCUCCUGGAAAUAUGCCCACGCACGCCACCAUCGGUACACGAACCACAUGGAAAAGGACACCGCUUUCGUGCCUUCUCGAGGAACGGAUCCAACGAUUUCUGAGAAGAUAGCUGCCAUGCUCCAUCUUGCUGAGGAUGCGCCUCUUUUCACAGCCGGCACUCUUCUUCUUCACCAGCUGCUCGGUUGGCAAGCGUACAUCCUGACCUAUGCCAGCGGCGGCAGCAAAUCGACUCCUCGGGCUCCAGAGAACAGACUAGGCGAUACGAAUCUUCUGAACCCUUCCGCCUGUAUCUGGACUCCUUCACAGCGAUUCUUUGUUGGCCUGUCCACCUUCGGCUUGGCUGCUGUUGUCUUCGGACUGAAGAUGAUUGCCGACAUCACCAGCUGGUCGACUGUGUUUCUGCUUUAUGGUGUGCCAUAUCUCUGGGUGAACCAUUGGCUCGUUGCAAUCACCUUCCUGCACCACACGCAUCCGGAUGUGCCUCACUUCGAGGAUUCUACCUGGACGUACACAAAAGGUGCUCUGUCGACUGUGGAUCGCGAGUUCGGGUUCAUUGGCCGCUACAUUUUUCACGGGAUUAUUGAGCACCACGUUGUACACCACCUGUUUACCUCAAUACCAUUCUACCACGCGGGGGAAGCGACCAAAGCCAUUCAAGGCGUUCUCGGGAACUCUUAUCAUCGGGACGAGACUCCGUUCUUGCUUGCUCUGUGGAGAACAUUCAAGAGGUGUAGGAAAGUCGAAGCUUCCAAAUCUGUUCCUGGCGAAGUACACUGGAAGCCCGCGCGGGUGGGUCUCCGAGAUUCAUGAUCGAGAAUGGAUUACUGGCAUGGAAAUAAGUGGUCACAAGUGUGGCAUCUAGAGCGGAGGUCACGUUCGCAUGAUCGAUAUCGUGAUAACUCAAGACUCUUAACCUACGAUCUGCCUGAUCGCCUGAUUGGGAAUCUGGAAAAGACAGGUCAAUGCAAACCCGUGGUUAACUCCAAGGCCGGAAAGCACGUUCGACUGCACAGAUCAGGACUCUGCGCUGUUACAUCACCGCUGUGGCAUGAGAACCUACUGAUGAUAGAAAAUAGAAAAGACUUUAUAGAUGGAACACUCCGUAUACCGUAUGCUACCCCCAGAAAAUCUUCGCCAACUUGGUCACAUC
This is a messenger RNA of Cercospora beticola, 1649 nucleotides long. RefSeq lists its product as uncharacterized. The record is from RefSeq and is a predicted model, not a curated record. Gene Ontology annotation, biological process: unsaturated fatty acid biosynthetic process. Gene Ontology annotation, molecular function: oxidoreductase activity. Lineage: Eukaryota; Fungi; Ascomycota; Dothideomycetes; Mycosphaerellales; Mycosphaerellaceae.